This is a messenger RNA of Cercospora beticola, 831 nucleotides long. RefSeq lists its product as uncharacterized. Lineage: Eukaryota; Fungi; Ascomycota; Dothideomycetes; Mycosphaerellales; Mycosphaerellaceae. The record is from RefSeq and is a predicted model, not a curated record.
AUGUUGGACUUCAACUGCCUCGAACGCCAUGCAGACGCUUCAGCCAAGUUCAACGACCGCCGCAGAGCUUACUCCGCCAUGGAGUUGACGGAGCUAUGCAUAGACUUCAUCAAGGCACCAUACGACAAGUGGGACGCUGACCGCAAACAAGCCUUGUCGGACCUCAAAGAGUGGUAUACCGCUUGGGACGACAUGUGUGAGGAUUUCGGUCACGAAGUCCCGGAGGGAACGGACAUGAUGAAAGCCAUCUCCCUCAUCAGCAAAGUCUUUUUCGACGGACGACUGAACCAUGUUCAGUUCGUCUGGGAGACUCUAGUGCAAGAACUAGUCAACGGCAAGCCAAAGGGAGACAUCAUCUACGCCACGACCUCGAUUCCCGACGAAGACGACAAUUCGGACGAGAAUCGCCCAAAGAUUCGACAAGAUGCGCGACUUCGCAUACGCACUGGACCUUACGAUCACCGCGCAGCAAUUUUCGACACUCUGCUGCACGAAUGCGUCCACGCAUACCUCGGGACCUACGCUUGCGGUUCCGAAACCUGCGAGUGCGAGAGCAAGACCACUCGCGACGUGGGGAAGACUGGCCACGGGCCAACGUUCUUUCUCAUCACGACACACGUCGCCGCUCUCUUCGAGGAAGACGCAAUUGACUGGCGUUUUCCGAAGCCUCCAAUGUCGCUGGAUUACAGCUUGGAGCAGGAGAACAGGGCGAGCGGGAUUGUCCUGCGCAAUGAGGACAUCGAGAAGUGUGCUCCGAGCUUUCAGGAGCACCUUCGAGGAAUUAUGAGAAGGCAGCUCACGGCCAGAGAGCAAAGCCCUGACUCUGAGUAG